Zeugodacus cucurbitae (melon fly) is the source of this 1286-nucleotide messenger RNA. RefSeq lists its product as uncharacterized. The record is from RefSeq and is a predicted model, not a curated record. The transcript has 2 exons. Lineage: Eukaryota; Metazoa; Arthropoda; Insecta; Diptera; Tephritidae. Gene Ontology annotation, molecular function: sequence-specific DNA binding. Bases 121 to 1167 code for a protein of 348 amino acids.
GUUGGCAAUUAUAGAGAGCGACGAGAUCCAAGACGUUUGUUUAUUAUCUGUGAAUUGUCAAAUAAUAAAUUUUGUUUUGUUUUUUGUGCUUCAUCAUAUACAUUUAUUUAUUCGAUUACAAUGCCAUACAAAGCCUGUGUUUAUAAAGGUUGCGAAAAUUACACAUAUGAUUGCGCACCUUGUGGCAAUAAAAAAUUCACGAUUUUUCGAUUCCCAAAAGAUCCUGCUCGUUAUGAACAAUGGAUGAAAAGGGGUAAAGUUACCGAUGGAUUGCCGGAAACACAAAUGCUAAUGUGUUCCGACCACUUUGAAGGAAAAUACAUUGUAAAAAACGCCAGGCGAACGAUAUUGACAAGCACAGCGGUGCCGAUUCCCUAUCACGAAGAAAGCGUUGAUAUGGAAGGUGAGGAUAAUAUUGAAAGGGAAUGUGAAGUUGGUAUAGUUAAAGUAGAUGAUGCACUCGAUGCAGAAAUGGUGUUUUCAAUUCAUGGUGACUUAAAUGAUAGCUCAACGCUCAUUAGAGUUAAAGAAAGUGUUUGUGAGGAUGACGAUGAAGAUGGAAUGUUGGAGUAUGACAGAGUAGAUAAUAACUUGGAGACAGAAUAUUGUGUAGAAUCAACGACAAUGAAGGAUGUUGAUGAUGUGCGAACAGAAGAGAAUGACGUGUUUGCAGUAGACAGAUUUUAUGCAGAGGAACAUUUGUCAGAUGCAGUAAGACAACCAGUACAAAAAGAAUUUUCCCUAAAGAGUUUAAAAUUAAAUAGUAAUAAACGGCGCAUAACAAAUUCAAGCACUGAUGAAACUCAAGAACCCUCUAGCUCCAAAGUUAUUAUAUCGAAAUUUAAUCAAUUUAAUCACAACAGUAGCGAUGAUGACAGUGUGAUAGUUUCCAAACGAAAAAUAAAGCAAAGAAUUGAGGAUAAUAAUAAAUCUACAAGACCAAAAAUCCAAAAACAAAACGAAACACGACCAGAAUCUCCAAAAAUGAAUUCAGCUUUAGUAAAUACGGAAGCUGUCACAUGCUUCAUUUUUAAGGGUGAAGAAUACGUGCAAAUGCCGAAGGAAUAUUACAUGCAAGAAAAAUUGGAGCUUAUGGAGAAAUUGAAAAAUUAUGAAAAUAUUUUGCGUACAUUUAAACAGAACUUACUUGACUUAGAUUUGUCAUAAACCUCAAAAAUACCGAGUUAAGUUUUCAUUAAUUGAAUAUGUUGUAAAUUACAAGACUAGAAUGCAUGAGAAUAAGAAAAAGAUGAUACAAUUAAUAAUAAGAAUGGAAAAAUGCAAAA